Molecule: messenger RNA, 3186 nt
Organism: Sphaeramia orbicularis (orbiculate cardinalfish)
Lineage: Eukaryota; Metazoa; Chordata; Actinopteri; Kurtiformes; Apogonidae
Gene: itfg1
Product: integrin alpha FG-GAP repeat containing 1
Exons: 18
Coding region: 170-1981 (603 amino acids)
Cellular component (GO): plasma membrane
Source: RefSeq, a predicted model, not a curated record
UCUUACUGACUUUUUGUCAUGCACCACUCUCUGAUAAAUCCGAGAUAAAAAAAAAAAGAAUAUAUUCAAUAUUUAAAAUCGCUACUUAAUGUAAUGGUGUGCUUGAUUAAAAUAAACCAUUAUUCCGCCCUGCCGUAAAGCACUUUGCCGUAUCGCAGUUCGUAAUGUUAUGAGGAGCUGGGCCAGCAGAAGGAUGGCGAUAUACAAGUAUAAAGUUUUCACAUUUUUGUGUCUCUUUGGAGGAUUGUAUAGCAUACAUGCCCUUCAGGAUGUAACGAUGGACCUUUUCGGCGCUCAAAAUUACGGGACGGUGGCAGCGUUUGGAGAUUUAAACUCGGAUAAACAGACAGACAUCUUCAUUAUCAGAGAUCAGUCUGAGGUGGUGAUAUUCUUGGCUGACUCGAAAACACCUUACUUCAAGCCCACAGUUCACAUAAAGAAUGACGUCUUGUCAGAUGCUGUCUUCACCAGCGUCGUUCCUGGUGACUAUGAUGGAGACUCUCAGAUGGACGUCCUUCUCACAGCUCAGACCAGUUCUGGGACAAAUGUUUACAUUUUCUGGGGGAACAACAGGACAUUAGAUAUAGAUGGGUGGCUAAAGCUGAACAAGACUUUCACAGAUCAACCUCUUGUUAUGGAUUUUAAUGGAGACAUGAUUCCAGACAUUUUUGGAGUCAUCAAGUCAUCCAGUGAAGUUUGCUAUCUCACCAAAAGGAUUCCAGUUUGGCAGAACGCUUUGAGUUCAUCAGUCAAUUUACGCAUUCCGCACUCAAACGCUUUUAUUGACCUCAACAAAGACUUCACUGCUGAUUUGUUCCUGACAACUAUGGGAUCUGGUGGACCAAAAUUUGAGACCUGGAUCAGUAAGGAUGGAAACUUCACUCAGGAACAAGUCAUGCCAGCAGAACCACCGGCGAAGGUUGUCGUUGUCGGGCAGUCCUCCUUUGUUGACUUUGAUGGUGAUGGCUACCAGGACCACCUUCUGCCUGUGUGUUUUGAUAGCGAUUGUCUGCGCAGUGCCAUAUACCUUGCCAAGACCGACCCGACCGACAAAGAAAACGAGUGGGUUCCAGUGCUGUCAGACUUCAAGAGGAGGGAUACAGUUUGGAGCUUUGUGCCAGGAAAACCAGGCCAACCUCUCGCCCUACACCUGGGGGACUACAACCUGGACGGCUUCCCUGAUGCUCUGGUGGUCCUGCGUAACACCACUGGCAGCGAUCAACAGGCCUUCCUAUUGGAGAACGUACCAUGCAACACCCCCAGCUGUCAUAGUGUAGGGAGAAUGUUCCGCAUCCACUGGGACCAAUCAGAUUUGGGAGCCAUCCCGCAUGCAGUCACGGCAACCUUCUUUGACAUCUAUGAGGACGGUAUAUUAGACAUGCUGGUUCUGAGCCAGGCGGAGGGCAAAGACUUGAUCAUCCAUGCUUUGAAGAACAAUUUCGAAGCUGACGCCUAUUUCGUUAAAGUGAUGGUUCUCAGCGGACUCUGCUCCAAUGAUUGUCCUGAAGGAGUCAAGCCGUUUGGUGUUAACCAGCCCGGUCCAUAUGUCAUGUACACUACGGUGGAUUCCAAUGGGUACCUGAAAAACGCCUCUGCUGGACAGCUGAGCCAGUCCGCUCACUUUUCCCUCCAGCUGCCCUACACUGUGCUGGGCCUCGGACGCAGCGCCAACUUCCUGGACCACCUUUUCGUCGGUAUCCCCCGGCAGCCUGGAGAGACGGACAUAAGGAAACAGGAAUGGACGGCUAUUAUACCCAACUCGCAGCUCAUCGUCAUCCCUUACCCGCACGAUAAACCCCGCAGCUGGAGCGCUAAGUUGUACCUGACUCCAAGCAACAGCGUUCUACUGACAGCCAUCGCACUGAUCGGAGUUUGCGUCUUUAUCCUUGUCAUUAUUGGGAUCCUCCACUGGCAAGAGAAGAAAGCAGACGACCGAGAGAAGCGACAGGAAGCCCACCGUUUCCAUUUCGACGCCAUGUGAGAGAAGAAAACUGCAUGAUGGGAAAACAGCCUCCGUCGUCCACCACCACCACCUCUCUCUCUCUCUCUCUCUCUCUCUCUCUCUCUCUCUUUCUCUCUCUCUCUCUCUCUCUCUCUCACAUAUACACACAUUUUUACUCAGUUUCAUUUCAAGGGCCAAUAAAUGGAUUCUCAUUUGCCCCAAAACGUUUUUUCUUGAUAUUUUUUUUUAGUCCUCGAGUCAGAUGUGAAAAAUUGAUGUUUCGUUUCAUUUAUUCAUUCCAGUGUUAGAAGUACAGGAGCUGUGAAAAGGCCAUAGAGACACAAAGAGAAAUCCUAAUGGAGACCACUCACAAGUUUAAGGUGACACUGUCGGAUUUGGCUGUGUUCGGCAGUUAUUGGUGUGAUGAGAGCAUUGUUGAUGUUAGGAUUAAUGUUUGUGGAGUAUUCAUUCAAAUUUCAUGAGUUUUUCUUAAAACAUGCAGCGAGUGACUCCUACUGUAUAUUUUCCUAUGUUUGCAUUUGUUCACUGGAAGGGAAAAGCACCUUUGGCACGAGUAUCGACAUGUGUAACGUUUACUUGAAAUUCAUUUGUGUGUAUGUUACUGUGUCUUUUUCUAGUUGUUUUUUUUCUAUCUGAUUUUAAUACCUGUGAAAUUAAACUGAACUGAAUUGUGUGAUAUUGAUCUCUACCAUGCAACUGCAGCUGCGAAGUUAACAAAAAAUACACAUGCAGCAUAAGGGUUCUGACAAAAAUGUAUCUGCUACCAAUUUCACCGAAGGUGAUUAAUCGCUGUUUGUGCAAAGCCAUGUUUUUUUUUCAGCUGAUUGUAUCACAGUGCAUCAUGUGAGUGCCAAAAAAAAUGUGUUGCAUCCUUUAAACUUAUUAUGUGACUUUAUUGAGGCUCUGCAAUUAAAACGUAGACAUCCUACUGAAUACAAUGAAGUUCACUCCAACUGGUUGUGAUGAUUUUUUUUUUUUUUUUUUUUGUCUUUUUUAACUAAUUGGACUGAGCGCUCUGUGUGCAGAUAUUUAUGCAGAUAUUUAUUUUACAAGAAUGAGCUCAUGCCUUUCUGAGUGGUUUGCACUUUUUAAACUAAUGAUUAACUGUCUGUGGGUGUAUGUAAUUUAUUUUGUUUUGUGCAUUUGAUUUGCAAAUGAAUGUUUGAGCUUCUAAAUGUUUCCUUACCGGGGUUGAGAAUAAAGGUUUCUCUUAAUUAAAUCAA